This is a messenger RNA of Myripristis murdjan (pinecone soldierfish), 2010 nucleotides long. RefSeq names its product kelch-like protein 41b. The record is from RefSeq and is a predicted model, not a curated record. The coding region runs from base 63 to 1880 and encodes 605 amino acids. Gene Ontology annotation, molecular function: protein binding. The transcript has 6 exons. Lineage: Eukaryota; Metazoa; Chordata; Actinopteri; Holocentriformes; Holocentridae.
GCCACUGUCUCCUUCCUCUUUCCGCAAACCCCCUUGUUCGCCUUUUCCCCUCCUGACACACAAUGGACCCUGAUGCCAUCAAGGAGGAGCUGCGCCUGUUCCAGAGCACCCUGCUCCAGGACGGGCUGAAAGAACUACUGAAUGAAAACAAGUUUGUGGACUGUACCCUGAAGGUAGGCGACCGCAGCUUCCCCUGCCACCGGCUAAUCAUGGCUGCCUGCAGCCCUUACUUCAGGGAGAUCUUCUUCACAGAGGACGGGAAGGAGGUGGAGGACACCAAGGAGGUGGUGCUGGACGAUGUGAACCCCGCCAUCCUGGAUAUGGUUGUCAAGUACCUGUACUCAGCCGAGAUCGACCUGACUGAUGACAACGUUCAGGACAUAUUUGCUGUGGCCAACCGAUUCCAGAUCCCCUCUGUCUUCACUGUGUGUGUCAACUACCUUCAGAAGAAGCUGUCCCUGGGAAACUGCCUGGCCAUCUUCAGGAUGGGCCUGGUGCUCAACUGCCCCAGGCUGGCUGUGGCUGCACGAAACUACAUCGCCGACCGCUUUGAGUUCCUCUACAAGGGAGACGAGUUCCUCCAGCUUGCUCCCCAUGAACUGUUUGCCAUCAUUGGAGGAGACGCACUGAAUGUAGAGAGAGAGGAGCUGGUGUUUGAGGCCGUCAUGGGUUGGGUCCGCCACGAGAAGGAGAAGCGUGUCAAGGUCCUGAAAGAUGCCUUCAACUGCGUCCGCUUCCGCCUUCUGCCAGAGAAGUACUUCAAUGAAAAAGUGGUGUCCGACGAUCUCAUCAAGGCUGACCCAGAGCUCCAGAAGAAUAUCCAGGUCAUCAAAGAUGCUUACAAGGGGAAACUUCCAGAGAAACCAAAGAAGAAGGAGGGGGAGGAGGGCGCAGACAACGAGGGAGAGGAACAAAGCCCUUUCCUCGGGUUCCUGAACGACAACCGCAGGCAUGGCAUGUACGUACGUGACCUCAUCCUGAUGAUUAACGACACGGCGGCGGUGGCGUACGAUGUCAAUGAGAACGAGUGCUUCCUGGCGGCCAUGUCCGAGCAGGUGCCGCGUAACCAUGUGAGCCUGUCGUCGCAGAAGAACCAGCUCUACAUCAUCGGAGGACUGUUUGUGGAUGAGGAAAACAAGGAUGUGCCCCUGCAGUGUUACUUCUAUACAUUGGAUCCACUUACAUCCAGCUGGGCAGCCCUGCCACCCAUGCCUUCUCCAAGAUGCCUCUUCAACAUUGGGGAGAGCGAGAAUUUGCUGUUCGCCGUCGCUGGAAAAGACCUCCAAACCAAUGAGUCACUGGACAGUGUCAUGUGCUACGAUACUGAGAGGAUGAAGUGGACCGAGACCAAAAAACUUCCUCUGAAGAUCCACGGUCAUGCUGUGGUCUCCCACAAAGGACUGGUCUACUGCAUCGGAGGAAAGACAGAUGACAACAAAGCCCUCAACAAGAUGUUUGCGUACAACCACAAGCAGUCGGAGUGGAGGGAGCUGGCGGCCAUGAAGACAGCCAGGGCCAUGUUCGGGGCAGUCGUGCACAAAGGCAAGAUUGUGGUGGCCGGCGGAGUCAACGAGGAGGGGCUCACCGCCACGUCUGAGGCCUACGACUUUGCAACAAACAAGUGGGAGCCCUUCACGGAGUUUCCCCAGGAGAGGAGCUCCGUGAACCUGGUGAGCAGCGGGGGCUUCCUGUACGCCGUGGGUGGUUUCGCGAUCGUCCAGAUGGAGAACAAAGAGGUGGCUCCGUCAGAGGUCACGGACGUCUGGCAGUACGAGGACGACAAAAAGCAGUGGAGCGGCAUGCUGAGGGAGAUGCGUUACGCCGCCGGCGCUUCCUGCGUGUCCAUUCGCCUCAACGCUGCCAGGAUGCCCAAGCUGUAGACAGAACCGCUUUCAUAGUCUUUCUUAAUUUCCCAGGACACCGUAUGUCACGCCCUCCUCCCCUGAGAUGUCCUCGAGUCAUCUCAACCUUUGGACUCGAUUUUAUGUGUGUUGAGUUGAUCGUUGACAU